GAUCGGUAUUUGAAGAGAAACAUGUCUGGACGUGGGAAAGGCGGCAAAGGACUCGGAAAAGGGGGCGCAAAGAGGCAUCGGAAGGUGCUUCGCGAUAACAUCCAAGGCAUUACCAAGCCUGCUAUUCGCCGUUUAGCUCGCCGUGGGGGAGUAAAGCGUAUUUCUGGCUUGAUCUAUGAAGAAACUCGAGGCGUGCUGAAGGUUUUUCUGGAAAACGUUAUUCGUGACGCCGUGACCUACACCGAGCAUGCAAAACGAAAGACCGUGACUGCGAUGGCGUCGUUUAUGCCUUGAAACGCCAAGGACGUACUCUGUACGGCUUCGGAGGCUAAAAAGUUGAAUUAACCGAAUACAAAACCCAAAGGUCCUUUUCAGGACCACCAAAUCUUUCAGAAAAUCGGCUGAGUUGCUUGCUGAUUUGGUAACCAGAAUUUUGGUAUAAACAUUCAUAUCUUGUGUUCAUGUCUGUUCAUGAGGCUCAAGUUCAGCUUGUUAGCAAAUUUCAGGAACAAUUCCUGCAGUUUUUUAAUCCAAUAUUUUCUGAAAUAGAUUGCUAUUGUCUUUUCAACAGGGUUGUGAGAAAUCGACACCCCAGGAAGUCUGGCUUUUGAGGCAGAGCUCAUGAUUUCUAGCUUUCAACCCCUGUAUCAAAUUAGGCUUCCUUUAAUAUUGCUAACGUGAAAGCAAAAGCAUUUUGUAGCAUUUUAAAUUAUAAGAACAAAUAUUAGUAUGGAAUAAAAAUUGCAGCCCUAAUGCAGUGGCUCUAAUUUGGAAGAUGUUUCAAUACUGUACUGUCUCUUAAAACUGAACAGUAACAAUGCAAAGGAUUUCUUUGCUUUUUGUUAAUUUAUGUGGAGUUUGUAGUUUGCCUUCACUGGGUGACUGAUGAA
This is a messenger RNA of Thamnophis elegans (Western terrestrial garter snake), 890 nucleotides long. RefSeq names its product histone H4 type VIII-like. The record is from RefSeq and is a predicted model, not a curated record. The transcript has a single exon. NCBI's taxonomy places the organism in Eukaryota, Metazoa, Chordata, Lepidosauria, Squamata, Natricidae. Bases 22 to 294 code for a protein of 90 amino acids. Gene Ontology annotation, cellular component: nucleosome. Gene Ontology annotation, biological process: nucleosome assembly. Gene Ontology annotation, molecular function: protein heterodimerization activity; DNA binding; structural constituent of chromatin.